Messenger RNA from Suillus paluster, 231 nucleotides. RefSeq lists its product as uncharacterized. The record is from RefSeq and is a predicted model, not a curated record. The coding region runs from base 1 to 231 and encodes 76 amino acids. The transcript is spliced from 2 exons. NCBI's taxonomy places the organism in Eukaryota, Fungi, Basidiomycota, Agaricomycetes, Boletales, Suillaceae.
AUGCCAUUAGAAAAGUUGGUUGGCAUGUUGGAUCAUGUCCACAAUGAAACUUUCCAACAAUGGUACAUAGCGUACAAAGGCCGAUGUCCUGGCAUGUAUCCACUGUGGAACCUUGCUGCACUUGAAGUGGGUGGUGUUAGUUGUGUGACACAUGAUAGUUUUGAAUCCUGGGAUGCUGCUGUGGUGGUAUUUGAGAUGGCAUGCACAAAGGGUCAUGUUCAUGUCUUGUAA